This is a messenger RNA of Otolemur garnettii (small-eared galago), 1885 nucleotides long. Its product is annotated as trifunctional enzyme subunit alpha, mitochondrial. The record is from RefSeq and is a predicted model, not a curated record. Gene Ontology annotation, molecular function: enoyl-CoA hydratase activity; NAD+ binding; long-chain (3S)-3-hydroxyacyl-CoA dehydrogenase (NAD+) activity. Gene Ontology annotation, cellular component: mitochondrial fatty acid beta-oxidation multienzyme complex. Gene Ontology annotation, biological process: fatty acid beta-oxidation. The transcript is spliced from 2 exons. Bases 19 to 1530 code for a protein of 503 amino acids. Lineage: Eukaryota; Metazoa; Chordata; Mammalia; Primates; Galagidae.
CGUCCUCUCCAGCUCAUCAUGGUGGCCUCCCGGGCAAUUGGCAGCCUCAGCCGCUUCACUGCCUUCUGGAUCCUCCGGUCCCGAGGUUAUAUUUGCCGAAACUUUACAGGGUCUUCUACUUUAUUGACCAGAACCCACAUUAAUUAUGGAGUUAAAGGGGAUGUGGCAGUUAUUCGAAUUAACUCACCCAAUUCAAAGGUAAAUACGCUGAGUAAAGAAGUGCAUUCAGAGUUCAUAGAAGUAAUGAAUGAAGUCUGGGCUAAUGAUCAAAUCAGAAGUGCCGUCCUUAUCUCAUCAAAGCCAGGCUGCUUUAUUGCAGGUGCUGAUAUCAACAUGUUAUCUGCUUGCAAGACUCCUCAAGAAGUAGCACAAAUAUCACAGGAAGCACAGAGAACAUUUGAGAAACUGGAAAAGUCCACAAAGCCUGUCGUGGCUGCCAUCAGUGGGUCCUGCUUAGGAGGAGGACUUGAGCUUGCUAUUUCAUGCCAAUACAGAAUAGCAACAAAAGAUAGAAAAACAGUAUUAGGUGCCCCUGAAGUCUUGCUGGGGAUCUUACCAGGAGCAGGAGGCACACAAAGGCUGCCCAAAAUGGUGGGUGUGCCUGCUGCUUUUGACAUUAUGCUGACUGGUAGAAACAUUCGUGCAGACAGAGCAAAGAAAAUGGGACUGGUUGACCAGUUGGUGGAACCCCUUGGACCAGGAUUAAAACCUCCAGAGGAACGAACAAUCGAAUACCUAGAAGAAGUUGCAGUUACUUUUGCCAAAGGACUAGCUGAUAAGAAGAUCUCUCCAAAGCGAGACAAGGGAUUGGUGGAAAAACUGACUGCAUACGCCAUGACCAUUCCAUUUGUCAGGCAACAGAUUUAUAAAAAAGUGGAAGAAAAAGUGCGAAAGCAGACCAAAGGCCUUUAUCCUGCACCUCUGAAAAUAAUUGAUGUAGUAAAGACUGGAAUCGAACAAGGAAGCGAUGCUGGUUAUCUCUCUGAAUCUCAGAAAUUCGGAGAGCUCGCAAUGACCAAAGAAUCAAAGGCCUUGAUGGGACUUUACCAUGGUCAGGUUCUGUGUAAGAAGAAUAAAUUUGGAGUUCCACAGAAGGAAGUGAAGCAUCUGGCUAUUCUUGGUGCAGGGCUCAUGGGAGCUGGCAUUGCCCAGGUCUCUGUGGAUAAGGGGCUAAAGACUAUACUUAAAGAUGCUACGCUCACUGGGCUGGGCCGGGGACAGCAGCAAGUGUUCAAAGGCUCCUCUGAUGAAGACAUCCAGUACCGCCUGUUGACAAGAUUUGUGAAUGAGGCAGUCAUGUGCCUGCAGGAAGGGAUCUUGGCCACACCUGCAGAGGGAGACAUUGGAGCAGUCUUUGGGCUCGGCUUCCCACCUUGUCUUGGAGGGCCUUUCAGAUUCACAGAUCUGUACGGUGCUCAGAAGAUAGCAGACCGGCUCAGGAAGUAUGAGGAUGCCUAUGGAAAACAGUUCACCCCAUGCCAGCUGCUAAUUGACUACGCCAACAAUCCUAACAAGAAGUUCUACCAGUGAGUGGGGCUUUUGCCCCGCCGAGUUGGCGCACUAGCCCCAGCUGCCAGCAGUGCUGGUUCUCUAUCAGAGUGGUGUCCAGACUUCAUCAGAGUAACCAGAAGGAAGAUGAACUCGGACAUUGGGUUUGCUCUUUGCUCAAAGUGCCUUCAGCCAUCUCUCCCUCUUGAUGAAGUCUGUGAAAUAGAGUUUACACUUCAUGUUGGAAGGUGGAACCCACCAUGCUCAUUUUAUAAGCCCCAAGGCCCAGAAUGGCAGCAUAGAGCCAUCUGGAGCUGUCUUUGCUGCCUGCUCCUCCCUGGAGGCCUGGGUGGCCUAUGGUGGUGAGGACAAACAUACAUAACAAUAAAAACCAAGC